UAUCCUGGCCAGAACAAACGAGUCUGGUUCGACGGCCUCGUCUUGUUGUUAGAAAUUCCACCAGCCCGACAGUCCCGACAGUUUCCAGUUCAAAGUUGGAGAUCGAGAUGGCCUCGGAGGAGGUGGAUUGUAUCAGCGAAUUGCCUGAUGAAAUUGUAACUCACAUCCUCUCUUAUCUACCUGUGGCAGACGCUUUUUCUUUCAAGUUAGUGUCUCGUAGAUGGAGCCGCAUCCAGGUUCCCCUCUCUAAUAUCUACUUCAGUGAUGAGACUAUAUUUGGAAAAACAAUUUUCUUCGAGGGAUGUAGUAAUCUUGAAAAGCUCAAGUCUGAAUUUGUUGAUAAAGUUGAUGGGUUCCUCAACUUGUUUAGAGGGCCGUAUCUUAAUACAUUCAUGGUGGAUUUCUGCCUGGAUAAUGAGUCUGCUCCUGCGAUCGAUAAGUGGGUCAGUUUCGCAGUUUCGAUGCAAGUUGAAUCAAUCGAGCUAGCCUUUAACAAUACAAACAGUCAAACCCUCUACAAGUUUCCUUUUGAUCUUCUUCCAGAACCCAAACCUUUCACUCGAUUGAAGCGUCUCAAGUUGUCAGCAUGCUCGCUGUUGCUGACACCUGAGUCUCCUCCUCCUUUCAAUUGCUUAAAGACCCUUGAAUUGAAGAAUCUUCCUUUAGACCAAACCAGUCUAGACGGCGUCCUUUCUUCUUGUUUGGACCUUGAAUGGCUGACAUUGGAGGAAUGUGAAUGGCCACGGACGCUGUGUGUGUCCAGCGCCGGAUUGAGAGGCUUACGCGUCCAUCAUCAUCUACCAACUAGCACUAUUGAGCUCAAUGCUACUCAACUCCAAACAAUUGAUCUUAAAGGUCGCGCAUUAAAGCUCUCCUUUUUGGUUGUUCCGCCUCUCGAAAGAGUCCAUCUUGCGUUUCUAAACCCAUAUGCGGCAAAGAUUUUCUUUGAUCUUCUACCAGCAGAGGUUCGUCCCAAAUUUCAAAUCCUGUCGCUGAAAUGGUUUACAGCUAAUAGUAUACAUGCAAGGAUCCCUGAAUUCAGCUGUCUCAAACAACUGGACUUUUUUAGUCCUAUAUACAGGGAAUUUGACCUCCUUUCAAUUACUAACCUUCUAAACGCUUGCCCCAUGCUGCAGAAGAUCCAUCUGAAUAUGAAUAUCUCUUCCAGACACUCGGAAAGCAGGAUCAUAGAGAAGGUGGAGUAUUCGAAUAACAUGAAAUAUUUACAUUUGGAAGAAAUAGAAAUCAGUAGAUUUCGCGGGACAUCGAAUCAAAUGAAGCUUGUCAUAUACCUUCUUAACAAUGCGGUGGCCCUUAAGCUUAUCACCCUCAUCUACUCUCAGUGUGAAUCACAUGAUUAUAAGUGGCGGAAUGUUGAGCAUCUAUCACAGUCUAAGUUGCUGAGUGAGAAGCAAGUCCAUGAAUUGCUUUGUAAAGUGAUGAUUAGCCAUGGGGCAGAGUUAAUUAUCUGUUAGAAACUUGGGUUUCUGAGUUGGUUGGUAUACUGAUUCCAUGUGUUUUGUAACAACUCUGCGAUGGCAUCUUCAGCAAUACCUGUAGUCUGCCCUCCUUCAGCGGUCUGUUCUCGAGGAAGAUUCAAUCAUCUCUUCUGUCACUGUUAUUUUGCAUAUGCUGUUCAAUUUCAUCUCCACUUACUCAGAAUCUUGUCAAAACACGAGCUGAGAUUCUGUUUGGAUUGCGAGAAAAUGUCCUCUAGAGGUUUUGUAUGUUUGAUUGUCGUUUGAAGUUUUUUUACAAUUGUUGAUGUGGUUGAUCUAAUUGCUUGGUUACUUUGGUAUGCUUGACCUUUGUU
Molecule: messenger RNA, 1813 nt
Organism: Argentina anserina (silverweed cinquefoil)
Lineage: Eukaryota; Viridiplantae; Streptophyta; Magnoliopsida; Rosales; Rosaceae
Product: putative F-box/FBD/LRR-repeat protein At5g56810
Exons: 3
Coding region: 108-1475 (455 amino acids)
Molecular function (GO): protein binding
Source: RefSeq, a predicted model, not a curated record